This is a messenger RNA of Carcharodon carcharias (great white shark), 1863 nucleotides long. RefSeq lists its product as uncharacterized. Bases 58 to 1485 code for a protein of 475 amino acids. The record is from RefSeq and is a predicted model, not a curated record. Lineage: Eukaryota; Metazoa; Chordata; Chondrichthyes; Lamniformes; Lamnidae. The transcript is spliced from 9 exons.
AAUGAGGAAAAAUCAGGUUUUCCAACUCUGACUGCGAACCAAAUCACAGCUGAAAAAAUGCAAUCCUGCAACAUCUAUGCGUACCUCCAACUCCUCAGUCUGGCUCUGCUUGCCUACAUUGAACUGGCUGUUGGAGCUGAAGAAGAGGUAUCGGUGACCAUUGGAAAUAUUGCUCCACUUAGCUGCUUCCUCUCAGGACAACUUCCAUAUGACCGCCCUGUGAGCUGGUACUGGACACCACUAUAUCCAGAAUGCAGUGGAUCCAAUGGCGGCAAGGUUCUGGAUAUUUAUCCUGAUGGCCGAGCAGUAUUUGAAGAAGAGUUCAAAGGCCGAGUGCUUGUAUACCGAUCAAAAGUAAAGAAGGGUGAUUAUUCGAUCACGCUAAGGGGAGUAAAGAUACCUGAUUCAGGAGAGUUCAUCUGCACCCAUGACGAUCUUUCUGAAGAGAAGAAAGUGAGGCUAAUCGUGAAAACAGGAUGCUGGUCUAACCUCCACCUCACAGUGGACCCACCUAUUGUGUCAGCUGGAGAUAAAGUCACAUUAACAUGCACCUAUUGUGGACCAAAAGUGUUGACACCCCGAAUAAAAUGGCAGUAUGAUGGAUUGUCUAUAUCAGAUACUGGGGUUGUGAGCAUCACCAAUGACGGACAGUCUCUUGUUAUUUCACGAGUGGAUCAGGAGCACCUAAAGAAGUAUGGAUGUAGUCUGGCCAGAAAAGAAUCUGUAGUUUCUGAAAUAUGCCUGGAUAUAGAGCUUGAUUUUCUUGAUACCACAACAUUUGCUGGAGAUUACGACUACCCAGUGAGUACAACAAUUCCCGUUAUUACUUCUGAAUCGACAACUUCAUUGACCACCCAAGAAAUCACCACACAAGUGAUCACAACAGCUGCGACCACAAAUACCUCACAGGUCAUGUGGAACGAUUUAGAAUGGAUGCAGGACACAUCUCCUGAGACCGCGAGCCUGAGAACUGAAAAUUACCCCACCACAAUACGAUCUACGGUAAAAAUGGAGGAAACUUCUGAUCCAUGGAAUGAAGAUAUGAAUCAAGAUCAGCUGGGAUCAGCUGGAAAAGACUGUCCUGUUGUUGUAGCAAAUGGUACAAGUCACCUUCCCAUAUAUAUGUGUAUCAUCCUCGGUGGCAUUCUACUACUUCUAAUCAUCACAUUCCUUAUCAAGCGAUUCAAAGGAUACUGCAAAUAUGGAACCCAUGAUGUGGAACGCAAUGCAAGUGAUCCAAACAACCGUGAUUCUUCAGGUUCAGAGGGAAUGCCACCUGAGAGCCAAGAUGAGUCCCUGGUGCAGACAGGGAAUGAAGAUGGUGGCACUGCAGUGACUGUAGAUGGGACUAAUGAAGAAAUGCACGAGCCCAAGGAUGACGAUGAGGAUACAACAGAAUCAGAGGUGAAAGAAAUUGAUGUCAGUGACUCCAGUCAUGCAAAGGAAUCAGAAGAUGUGGACUCUCAAGAUGAAGACCAGGAAUGAAUGGAUUCUUCACCAAUGCCUCAAAUUUAAUAGUGUUCUCUUGGAUACACAACAGCAGUUUGUGUUAAUGUAGUGCCAGUGCUCUGCUUGCUGACGAACAACUGAUAAGCAUCAUUCACAAGAUCAUGUUUGCUAAAUGUGUCCUAUAUCCUCUCUGUAAUCUUAACCAUUCUAACUUUUAAUGAAACAGUAAUCUAUCUUUUCUCCUUUUAUAAUUUUACUGUUACAGAUGAGCUUAAAAAAAUUGCACUAUUUUUAUAAUACCAUAGAAAGAACCUCGACAUGACUGUUCAUUCCUUGCUUGGUUGAACAAAGUGUGCUGUUAAACAACUUUAUUCAUGCUUUCAAUUAAGAAGUUAGAUAUAAUAAAUUUAUAUU